Messenger RNA from Coregonus sp. 'balchen', 796 nucleotides. NCBI's taxonomy places the organism in Eukaryota, Metazoa, Chordata, Actinopteri, Salmoniformes, Salmonidae. The record is from the annotation of a GenBank genome assembly.
GAAUUCUGUGCACCCAAAGCUCAAUUUCCCUCAGCGAAUGCCUCCAACAGUUGGCCAGGCAGCCCCCCCAGCCCCUUCGUCCUGCUGCCCAACUCCAGUGCCCUGGCCUGGGCCUCCAACAUCAGCACUCCCCCCUCCUGGCCCCCGCUCAGCGCCCUGCGGAUGCUGGCCUCCCUGGAGGGCCAGUCAUGUGUGGAGGCGUGCCAGAGCGCAGGCCUGAUCUGUGAGCCCGCUUUCUACCGCUUCAUCAACAUCAAAGAGGCCUUCAGCGGGUGAGCUGCUGCUGCCUCCCUCCACCACCAUGUGAUCACAUCACCAUCUGUGUUACACAACAUUACAUCUUGUAAUUUAACAUUUAGCCAUUUAGUAGAUUCUGUUAUACAGCACGAUCACUAAGGAAACAAACUGUGAACAUGAGCAUCUUAAAUUCUUCUGAAGAUCCUCUCUCAUUCUAAUGCACUACCCCAUGUGUUUUGGUGGUAAUGAUAUUGAUAACCAUUUAUAAAGCCUUUUUUAAACAUAGAUUAUAAUGUAAAUCACAUGACUUAAUAUGAAAAAUGAUAUAUAAAGGAACUUCUCUCUGGUGUCUCCUCCCAGGCUGGAGGUGCAGUGUGAGGGGGUGGAGGCUGAGAUGAACCACAUCUUCCCAGCCUUCUCAGUGGAUCGCAGUGAGUGUGGCCUCCAGAAAGACGCUCUGCUGUUCAGUUGUGCCGGGGCCAACGCCAAGUACCACCGCCUCUGUCCCUGCAGGGACUACCGUAAGGGCCAGGUGGCGCUGUGCAGGGACUGCUUAUGA